Messenger RNA from Dovyalis caffra, 209 nucleotides. The record is from the annotation of a GenBank genome assembly. Lineage: Eukaryota; Viridiplantae; Streptophyta; Magnoliopsida; Malpighiales; Salicaceae.
GUUGUCAAGGGACAAGGAAUGUGGACUUGUCUAGUCAUCUCACAUGUCCCCAUGUUCGAGCCUAUUUCAUUGCUGUCAUGAGAGCGAAGGGAGUUCGUGCUAUCCAAGACUAUGUGAAGACUAUAGCGCCACAUAUUUAUAUGGAACCUUUACAUCAAUUUUUGCAACUCUUUGACGUGAUGAAGUUAGGAUUAAGACUGUUGGUUAAG